AUGUCGCAAGAUGACAUACGACGUGAGCUUGAAGAAUAUGCAUUCUAUGAUACCAUGUCACAGUUCAAAAUGGCACAAAGGUCGUGUGCAAUGCGUGGCGAUUGUCAGGAUUGUGUUACACCACUGCUGUUAUCAACAUUAGGAACUGCCACAGUGAUAGGAUUGGUCAUUGCUUUAGUUAUUGAUGAGUUAUAUCAACAAGAGGAAAAAGCAGAGAAGAUUUACAUGUCACCAUCUCAGUUCGAACACAAAGGAAUUAUUGACGUCGAGGGAACUGCUGAGGAAUUUCAUUUGGAUGUAAUUGACGAGAACGACGAAGUUGAUGACAAUCCACCAGACAAACAUUUCACGUUCACAACCUAUCGUAAUGAAGUUUACGAUAUUGGAUCAGAGAUUGAGAAGGCACCAUCGGUUCCUCAAUCAACAACCGUUAGCAAGGAAUUAUAUUAG
Anisakis simplex (herring worm) is the source of this 450-nucleotide messenger RNA. The record is from the annotation of a GenBank genome assembly. NCBI's taxonomy places the organism in Eukaryota, Metazoa, Nematoda, Chromadorea, Rhabditida, Anisakidae.